Molecule: messenger RNA, 3082 nt
Organism: Dalotia coriaria
Lineage: Eukaryota; Metazoa; Arthropoda; Insecta; Coleoptera; Staphylinidae
Product: anaphase-promoting complex subunit 1-like
Exons: 5
Coding region: 299-2734 (811 amino acids)
Source: RefSeq, a predicted model, not a curated record
UCGUAAUUCUGCGGUAAGGGAGGAUGCUCCAACGCCGCGAUCGCUUGUGGUGCACCCACGUAUUCGUAGCUACGACUCGGGGGACCGUAUUCGAAGUGUGGCGGCGUUGAAGGCAUCGGUUGAUAAGGAGACAUACGUUCGGCAGGGAUGUAUGGGGAUACUCCACGGAAAAAAUCUGGUGGUGGUGGGACUGGGGAUACACAUCGCAUCGGGGCCGGAGACGGCUGUAAACAAAAAUUGUUUAUGUGAUUUCAAUGUAUUCUAAUGUCAUUUACAUGUCAGUUUAUUUUGUUAUUCCAUGAUUAUAUUUUUUAUUUUAUUUGUAAACUUGGGGAUGGUUUUGGGUACAAAGGUGUGUCAUACGGAAAAACCUGCUGAUCUGAGUGAGAAAUGUAAUGAGGCGAUAUUAUUAGACACGAAUGAAGGAAAUUGUGAACCUGAGCAGAAAAUUAACAAUGGGGAUAGUGAAAAUGUUAAAGAAAGCAGGUCCGAUAUGAAUUAUGUAUUGAUUAUGAUCAGUCCAGAUGUACCAGGUGAUCCAAACUGUAAGGGCGUUUUUGGAGAUGUUAAAUUUCCAAUGCAUAGGACUAUAAAGCCUUUAAAUGAGGAGCAACACUCAGGUUCGUGUUCAGCUCCAGGUAAUAAAAAGCAUCAUCCAAGGGACAUCAAGAAGACCUGCACUGAUAUGUUACAUAAAAGUGUUUUGGAUCUUGUUAAUUGGGUACAACGCGAGAAAAAAAUGAAUACAGUCAGCAUCACUGUAAGCAACCUCUAUGUGGAUCAAAACAAAGUGGUAAAGGUGGUACGAUCCCCAGAGAAAGCUUCCUCAGAGAAAACUAAAUCAAGAUCUAGUAACAAACACCACCACCACAGCAAUAAUCAUAAUACUCAUCAUAACAGAAAAAUACUACCUCAUCCAAUAAUUUAUAGAUCUGCACGUUCACAUAAGGUCCACAAAUAUCUGGAUCAAGGUGAUCCUGUUGAUGAUAUUUACGAUUUUGAUUUGUUCCCCGAAGAAAAAGCUUUGGAUUUGCAAAUGGUUCCUACAGAAUCUCCCCUUGAUGCAAACUUGAUUGCUAUGACUAGAGUUGAAGAGGCACCUUUGGACCAAAUUAUUGCUGAUUUUACUUCAUCGAAACCAAUACCAAAGAAGGAGAUUACAGAAGGGGCAGAAAAAUAUGAUGAUAAAGUUUAUGAUGACAUCGCAGAUAUGGUUUCUGACGUAGUUUCAUCAGUUGCUUCCGAUGUAACUUACAGUGUGACAACGGAACGUGAAAUAACCUCAAAACGUCAUCAAAAGUUCAGAACACCACAUUCAACAACUUCAGAGUUACCCAAACGGACUACGGAUGUUGAAAACAACUUUCAUGAUGAAGAAAAUGAUGAAACUCUUGGUAUACUACGAAAAGUUAAUGGUAAAAGUGCAAAUGGUUUACCAAUGUACGAAUUGGUACCACCUGAUAUGCUUAACUCUAGAAAACCAUCAUAUUCAGAAAAAAAUGAUUUGAAUUUAAGCAAUACUCCAAGAAAUAUUAAAAUAUUUGAUAAGAAAGAUACAGCAAUCGAUGCAGAAUACGAUGAAGACUUAGAUGCAACCACAGAAGCAUUAUUGAAAUACCGCACCACUUCUACGCCGAACGCGGAUAUCAAGACCACCCGAGCCUAUUUACAACAUUCAUCUAUAGAUAUGAGUGAAGGUUCGAAAGAUGAUAAUACUGGGAGUAAUUCUGAAGGUAUUAACGAAGAUUUACCCACAAUAGCUCCUGAAAGUUGCACUUACUAUACAAAUGAAUCUGAAGAGCCUGACUUAAGUAGUGUUCAAAAAGGAACUUCCACAAAUAAAUUACUAGAAGCAACUAAUCAACCUCCAUUGCUGGAUAUAAUGUCUGUAUUAAAACAACAGUUCUUUCAUACAUUUCUUGAUACAAUGUCAUUGGAUGAAAAAGGCUCUUCACCUUCAUUGUUGGCAAUGACACGAAAUCUUUUCAAACAAAUUGAGAGUUAUCCAUCAGUAAAUGGUUACUUAGCAUUGAUUAAUGGUGGAAAUGUUAGUGAUUUGAAGAAUUGUUCAUCAGAUCUCGUCAAAACCCUACAUUUUAUAUUCAGUGCUUCUGACCUUGAGAAAACUGUCAUUGUUUUGACAGCUACAUGUCCAUCUGCUAAUAAUAAUCUGCCAUUUUUGGUUGCUGGCCCUAAUAUUGACAAUUUUAAAAAUGUUGUGACAUUGCAAGAUGUUCCUAAUCAAAUUAAAAAUCAUAUACAACAUAAUGGAGGUACAAGGAAUAAUAAUAAUAAUAAUAAUAAUAAUAUUCAUGAUCGUAAUAAUAAUAAUUAUAACAAUGCUAAGAAACAUGUUAAAAGUGAUAUACGUAAUGGAAGACAUAAUAUUCAGAGAAAACAUAGAAUUACCAAUGCUCCAAGACAAAGAAUUAACCAAUUAUUUGAAUCUUUUCCAAAUAGUGAAACAUUCGGUGAUGAAUUAGCGGAAAGUCUAGUAGCGCCAUCUGAUAUUUGGUAUAGUGAUAUACAACUGGAUAGCGAUGCACAAUUCGUAGACUAUGACAAAAUGGCGAUGGAUGAAGGUUAUGAAAGUGAAUCACAUAAUCAGGUUCAAGAGCCCAAUUUUGACCAGGAGCAUGAAAUGGUUAAGAGAGAAUCGUCAACGAAUACUCAUCUAUCGAUUAAAAAUGGCAUUCUAAAUGGCCGUGCGCCUAAGAAUGGAGGCGGUGAUUGACCAUGAGGCGGUGGACCAGGUGAAGGCCAACGUGGCCGAGGGCAAGGCAUGUGCGGUAAACGCGGAGCGCCAAACAUCGGCAUGCCUGGCGAGCCUAGACGCGGUGGCGGUGAAGGAUUGUAGGGUGAACCGGGGCGGAAGUGCAAUGGGGACCAACCCGGUGGACCACCACGCCCGCCUCCGCCAGGGCCCGGGCCCGGCGCUGACAUCGGUGACUAGUUGGUGUACUACUAGUCGAUGCAAAGAAAUCCAAACAUCUGAAAUGAAAAAUGAAAUUUUAUGAGAUUUAUUCAUUCAUUGUGAUGUGAGUACAUAUCCACGUCACAUUAAUAUUAUUUUUACACAAAA